AUGGCUUCAUCGGAUCCUCCCAAUAUUGACAAAAGCGGGAAGUACAAAUCUCCAAGAUAUCUUCCCUGUUCACAUUCAUUUUGUCACGAUUGUUUAUCGUCACAUAUUGUGGACUGUUGUGAAUCUAAGGAGUCCCCUGUAGGUUUUAAUUGUCCAGUAUGUCAGGUAUUCAUUCCAAGUAACGGCGAGUUUGAAACUCCCGAAAGAUGGGCAGGUCUUUAUCCUGUUAAUACCAUUUUGAUGAAACUGGUCGUUUCGCCAGAACAGAAACAUUGCGCUGCCUGUAUGAGAGAUAAUGAAGAAGUAGAGGCGAUAGACUACUGUUUGGCCUGUAAUGAAGAACUCUGUAAAACAUGCUCAAAGUGUCACAGAAAAGGAUUGACAACUCGGGAUCAUAAGAUCUGUUCAUUAAAGGAGCUUCAAUUUCAGAACGGCUCACAGCUUUUAGAAUCUAAUACAUGUCCAAAACAUAUCGGCAGACCAGUGGAACUCUACUGUGAUAAUCAUGGGGUUUUCUGUUGUGGGUUGUGUUGUGGACUUGAUCAUAAAAAAUGUGAAAAUGUUUGCAGUAUAGAAGAGGCACUGGAGAGUUUGGAAAAGGACACACAACGAUUGAUAGAUACUUUGCACAAAAAUGUUGAAAAACAUGAACAACAUCUAACCUCUGUCAAGAAAAAAGAGGAAGCCAAAAUUAAAAAGUUAGAAAAUCUACCCGAGACAGUGUCAGCUAAGUUCAAAGAAUUUCGAAUGGAAGUUGAACAGGAACUAAAUAAAAUUGAAGAAAAUGAUUUAAGUUGCUUAAAUAAAAUCAUCGCAGAGAAAAAAAUGGAAUUGCAGAAAUAUAUAACUUCACUUUCUGAAAAAAUCAUUUGUGAGAAUCAUUUAAUUUCUCUUCUGAAGGAAAUGGAAAGGAAGGAUAUAGACCGAGACACGUUGAUAAGGUUGAAGCAAUCUAACAAGAUACAUGAAUAUAUAAAGAAAACAAAUGCACCCGCAAUGGAAAUUAAAACAGAAUUCUCACUGAAACGUAGUGAAAUACUUGAUUCGUUGGCUAGCUUGUCAAUUUCUGUUGGGAAGUAUACCAAUGCAUGUUUCUGGGAAAUCAGGAGACGGGACAAAUUAGGUGAAUUUGAUCUAAUGAUUAAAGACGUAGAUUAUCCAGAAGUUCACAGAAAAGAACACUAUGAACUUAACGAUGGGACUUUUUUACCAAACGGUAACAUCAUAGUGGCUGGGUAUUGUGGUACGGAAUGCUAUCUUUUCAGCAACGACUUCAACUUCUUAAAGAAAAUUGACAUUGGUUACUGUCCUCGUGACAUUCUUUUAAAAGGAGAAGAAUUAUUUGUCAGUUGUCCUAACGACAAAUCCAUACAAGUGCUGUCAUUAGAGGAUUUCAAAAUAUUAAGAACUAUUCAUAUUGGUGAGAGGUGCGACGGUUUAGCGAGCUUUAGAGACAAUCUGUAUGCUGCAUGUUACUCUUCCAUCAUUGAAUUCGAUCAUCAAGGAAAUAUAUUGCGAAAUUUUUGGACUGAAAAUUACGUUUGUAAUUUAAUUGUGAAUAAAGAUGGCCAUAUCAUUUACAGCAGUAGUACCGACUCUCAUUGCGUCAAAGCGCUGUCACAAGAAGGGGAUGUACUUUGGACCUACAGAAGUACAAAUUUAAAUGCUCCUUAUGGACUUGACACAGAUUCCGCAGGCAACAUUUAUGUGGCUGGCAAAUUCAGUCAAAAUAUUCAUAUCCUUAGUAAAGACUUUUCAUCAGUAACUAUCGUAGAAAACAUAUUCUCUCCAUUUUUUAUAAAGAUUAACGAAAGCAAACAAAAAUGUUUUGUGAUUGCAUACACUGGACAUUUGAGGGUUUAUGACAUGAAGCCAUCGAUUGGAGGUAGAGAAAAGGAAGAGGCAUGACGCCCAGUCAUAAUUUCUAUUGAUGAAAACUUUUUUUGAUUUUUCUUACACUACUGUUUCUAUUUAAUCUU
Messenger RNA from Saccostrea cuccullata (small rock oyster), 1979 nucleotides. Its product is annotated as E3 ubiquitin-protein ligase TRIM71-like. The record is from RefSeq and is a predicted model, not a curated record. The coding region runs from base 1 to 1908 and encodes 635 amino acids. The transcript has a single exon. Gene Ontology annotation, molecular function: zinc ion binding; ubiquitin protein ligase activity. Lineage: Eukaryota; Metazoa; Mollusca; Bivalvia; Ostreida; Ostreidae.